AUUUACCCAGAAGUCCCGAUUACAUAUGUCUGCGCCCAUGGAAGAAAUGCUUCUUUUAUGCGCUAUCUGAGUAUAACCAGUCUCAGUUAUGUAAAAAGAAGUAAACGAACGUCACCAGUACUUUAGCAAAUAUGGCAUCUUUAUGGAGACAGUUCUCUAAGCUUAGCUCAGUCGCGAACGUUUAUGCGAAGGCAUGUCUUCAGCAGAGCAAGGUGUUGGCAAACCGGCCAAUAUUUGGAUCUUUUGAACUACAUCGGGUCAUGGCUGUUUCAUCUGCUGUUAGUCAGUCCAAAUGUGCGUCAUCCAGCUCUCGUCAGACUACAGAGUACACCCCACCGUCGCCGUACAGAAACCCGGGACCGAGAAGAUACGGAUAUGUUCCCAAAAUGUUUGCAGGAGGCGUACUGCCACGGUAUGGAAGGAGACCUCUGCCAAUACCAACAUACAAACAACCUGACAAUUGGAGUAAGAAGAAAGCAUUGUUUGGACAAAAUGACUACAUUGAUAUUCUUGGGAGUGGGAAUGUUCACCCUGUGGAUCUGAUGCGAGGUCCUGAAUGGCUUAUUGGCUUCAAUGGCAAUGAACUUCAGCGACUGCUGCGGCGGAUGCGUUUCCAAGGCAACAAGCUGAAGACAUUAUACCCUACCAAGUACUUUCAGACACGGAAGAGAAUCAACUUCCUCUAUAAAAAGUAUAACAAUCAUCGAAUCUCAAAAAAUAGAUAAUCCAAUUAUUCAUUAGAAAUCUUGUAUGCUGUUUUUGAAAUCGGACUUAAGUGAAGCUUUGUGACCAUCCUUACCAAUUCUUACAUUGUUAAAUAAGAAAACAAUUAGGUAUGGUUGAUCUCUGUCAUGUGUUCAUUAGUUCCACAGAAUGAAAAGCAUGAGGGAAUAGUUGUAUACUUUCAUAGAUGUUACAUUUAGCGUCCAAGGUGUUGAUUAGUUGGAUAUGUAUGAGGGCUACAACCAAUCCACUAUGAGCA
This is a messenger RNA of Haliotis rubra (blacklip abalone), 982 nucleotides long. RefSeq names its product 39S ribosomal protein L51, mitochondrial-like. The coding region runs from base 132 to 725 and encodes 197 amino acids. The record is from RefSeq and is a predicted model, not a curated record. Gene Ontology annotation, cellular component: mitochondrial large ribosomal subunit. Gene Ontology annotation, biological process: translation. Gene Ontology annotation, molecular function: structural constituent of ribosome. Lineage: Eukaryota; Metazoa; Mollusca; Gastropoda; Lepetellida; Haliotidae. The transcript has 3 exons.